Messenger RNA from Hyaloscypha bicolor E, 2220 nucleotides. Its product is annotated as ankyrin. The transcript is spliced from 4 exons. The record is from RefSeq and is a predicted model, not a curated record. Gene Ontology annotation, cellular component: nucleus; cytoplasm. NCBI's taxonomy places the organism in Eukaryota, Fungi, Ascomycota, Leotiomycetes, Helotiales, Hyaloscyphaceae. The annotation marks the transcript as partial. Gene Ontology annotation, molecular function: protein binding.
GUCGAUUUUGACUUAGAUCGCACCUUUCUCUGCCAUCAGUCGGCUUGCUUUGUAUCUUCCCAAGCGCUCUACAGUGCACGAUAUAACUCUACCCAGUCCAGGCUGGAAUCACGUGAGACACCUCGAAUUGGCCUUGCACGCCCGAACUGUCAGUACGCAGCCUCAGACCUUGGGGCGCCGAAUAUUCCUUAAGUGCAGAAACCAUCACGAUUCAUCUCUUCUCCAUAUCAUUAUAUCACGCCCCUCUCAUCUACAAUGGACCAGGCGGCUGAGAUUGUCUGGGGCACGUUCGAGGGCACACUUCGCACAUUAUAUCUGGAGCAGGAUUUGAGUCUCACGGAGGUCAUGCACGAAAUGGCAACCAAGCAUCAAUUCAACGCAACUAAAUCACAAUAUGAGCUUCAGUUUAAGAAGUGGCACUUUCGAAAGAAUCGCACCGCAGGCGAAUGGAAGAUAGUAGCUCGCAAAUUAGCAGAAAGGAAAAAUAAGCAUAAGGAGAGUGAGAUAGUCCUGAAUGGAAAACCGAUCAAUCCAAAAAAACUCAGGAAAGAGACUCUGCGCUAUGGGUCCAUGUCUACCUCAGUUCAAAUUCAUCCGCCAGACCCAUCGCCGCCAACUCCUGAAGGCUUCAUUAUUCGUACGCCAUCACCAAAGUUCACCACAUCCAUGUCAAUACUCAACGUUCACCGACCAAUAAAUAUCAACCCGGUAUUAAUGGAUUGCCUUCCUUUCCAUCAAUUUAUUUCUAGAUUCAGCCACGCAGGGAAUCCCUUCUCAUUCAUCACCGAGAACGACGGGUCUAAUUCAGUAGCUCUCUCUCAGGAAUGUCAAUUCAGCGUCCUCGGAGAGUUGACAGAUAUGGAUGGUAGGAAGGUGACGGGACCUUUAAGUAAUAUUUCCAAAGCUCUCUUGCCUGAGAAUAUCUUUUUCAGCAGCCCGACAGCCGUAGAUAUGGCAAUAUCGCACCGACAAUCGUCUUCAGACCUGCACUUUCUAAAGCUAUCCAUGUACCUGGCCUCAAAUAACGUCUUCGGGCCGACUACAGAUGUCAGUACGAAAGUCUAUCAAUGGGUAAAACACCACUUGAACGCCGGCCUGAUGGAAUAUAUUUUGUCAAUUGGUGGACCUACAGUCGAGGCCCUCGCCGAGCAUCUGUUUCGGCUUGCUCUCGACGCUGAGGAUGUUCGCACCAUCAACAAAAUGAUGAAGUUGGGUAUCAAUCCUAACGAACAAGUGUGCCGUACUGAGCGGGGCACUUUUACGCCACUUCUUCAUGCGUGUGGCAUGCAAAGCCUGAAGCUAGUCAAGGCAUUAAUAGGUGGAGGAGCGAAGGUUAAUCACUCAGUGGGAAACGGAGAUGCCGAAUUGGUACUAUUGUUUGCCCUGAAGUGCAGAGACGAAGAUAACAAACUCAAGGCACUUGUAGACCCCGAGCUUGUGCAAAUCCUGCUUAAUGCUGGUGCUGUCAUCAACCCUAGCUUAAGGAUAUCUCCUCUUGUCAGUGCCGCUGAGUGGGGACACGUUGAAGUUGUCGCCCUUCUUGUUUCUGCGGGCGCCGAUGUGAAUAUCGUUGUACGCGAUGGUGGUCCCACUUCAGCUCCGCUCAUAACAGCUAUAAAGUGCGGAAGUGAUAUCCCAAACCGAGACGUCAUCAGCGUGGUUCAUAUUUUGCUCCUGGCUGGAGCAGAUCCAAAUGGAGUAGCCACAAGGCCCACAAUCUACGGGGAAGUUGAAACACCAUUGGGAGCCGCAAUGCGUAGGGAAAGCAUUGAAUUAAUUCAAUUGCUUUUGGGCAAUGGAGCUCGGGUCGAUGAACAGUCAUUCGUUGAAGCUGUACGUUGUUGCGAUAUUAAUGUCGUGAAACUGUUGCUUAAUUCCGGAGGCCAAGUCACAGAGUCAGCCAUUGAAUGUGCGGUUGGGGACAAUUCUACGAUGGUGUUUUUCCUCCUAGAGAACACAGACAAGAGAAUUAAAGAAAGGUGCAAAACUGCUGCCUUGACUAAGAGCAUCGAGUGCGGGGAAAUGGCUCUGAUUCAGGAGUUACGUGCAUCUGGAGCCCAACUCGUCCAAAACUAUAAGCUCAAGGUUGCCAUUCGGCAAGUAAUCAAAGCAGGGAAUACUCCUGUUCUUCGCUUCCUUCUAGACGAAAAAUCGGGAUACCGAUCCCUGUCUCUUGAAUCACUCGAUAGUGGGCUAUGGACUGCUAUAAAUAAUCAUCGG